Molecule: messenger RNA, 3086 nt
Organism: Drosophila busckii
Lineage: Eukaryota; Metazoa; Arthropoda; Insecta; Diptera; Drosophilidae
Gene: dpr4
Product: hemicentin-2
Exons: 6
Coding region: 1130-2125 (331 amino acids)
Biological process (GO): synapse organization
Cellular component (GO): neuron projection membrane
Source: RefSeq, a predicted model, not a curated record
UCCUGCAGCAAGGAUGCACGUGUUCACGCGCUCUCGCAUUGCAUUUCAUGACUUUACAUUGUGUCACAUUUAAAAAAUAAAGCAGCAGCAGCAAAGAAAAAAGUAAAGCAAAAAGAAAAGAAAACGUAAAAGGGAAAAAGCAAAAAGCUGAAGCUAUUUAAUAACUGAAUCUCGGUGAGCUGCGUUGGUCACGUUCGAGACGAAUACACAAAAAUGCGACGCGCUCGUUUGUAUUUGUGUGUGUGUAAGUGAGUGUGAGUGUAAGUGUGAGCGUGUCUGAGUGUAGCUGUGUUUUUUUGGUGGCCAUACCUAUAGCUAAGCCGUACCUAAUGUGCCCCACACACACAUACACACCAACAAACAAAACACAUAUAUAGCAAUAAAAUAAUAUAAUACAAAAGGCAAACGGCAACGGCAACGCUCGUCGCAGUCGCAGUCGCAGUCGCAGUGACUGUCGCGCGUGUGACUGUGUCUAUGAUUAUGUCCGUUGCUUCUACCAAUGCCGUGCCCAUUGUCAUUGCUCGAGUGCUAAACGGACAUACAAUAUUUGCUAAGCACUAAGUUGCAAGCAAAAUUGAAAUCUAUGCAUGUGCGCGCGUGUUCGCAACUGUGUGUGUGUGUGUGUUUGCGUUCGCACCAAUGAAAUCAAGCCAGAGCUGCAAUUGAAUUGUGAAUUGUGUGGUGUGCGCUCAUAAAUAUAGAAUUUACACUAAUUAUACGCCAUUGCGCAAUCGUUUGUUAAAUAAAUCGACUUGACAUACAUUAACAAGCGCAGGGAGCGCACGGAUCAGCAGGAGCAACAGCAGCACCAGCUAUAGCCAAAAAUAACGCACAUCCAUUGUAUUUGUAAGGGGGCAUGACGCUCAAGAUGGCGCCAGGACACAAGCCGUGUGCAUGGAAUACACAAAGAGCGCUAAAUGACAGCUGCCUGUUGGGAAAAGAGCUUGCAUGCUAAACUGUUGCCCAGCACUUGAGAGAGCACAAAGCGCCCAGGGUGUCUUCAUCUUUGCUGUGUGUGGCUGCGCCACACAAAGAAACACACACACACGCACACAAGAAGCAAAGCAAACAAGCAUAAACAAAGAAUAAACUGCUGCUACUGCUACUGGUACAUCGAUCAACGUGAAAUAUGUCGACGGAAUACAAUUCAAGCAGCCUGCGACCCUCCUUCAGGCACCCGCUCAUAAAAGUGCUUUGGCUAACACAACUGUGGCUACUGCUGCUAUUUGAAUGCGGCGUGGUCAUCAGCGAAGUGCCUCCACAUUAUUGGGAAACACCGUACUCCCAGCCCUACUUUGAUAACUCAUCCCGGCGCGAGGUUACGGCUACGGUGGGCCAGGCGGCCCUACUGCAUUGCCGCGUGCGCAAUCUGGGCGAUCGGGCGGUAUCGUGGAUACGCAAGCGGGAUCUGCAUAUACUCACAGUGGGCAUACUGACCUAUACCAAUGAUCAGCGCUUCCAGUCGCUGCACUCGGAGGGCUCCGAUGAGUGGACGUUGCGCAUAUCGUCGCCACAGCCGCGAGAUUCGGGCACCUAUGAGUGCCAGGUGUCCACGGAGCCGAAAAUCAGCCAAGGCUUCCGCUUGAAUGUUGUGGUCUCGCGUGCUAAAAUACUUGGCAACGCCGAGCUGUUCAUCAAGAGCGGCAGCGACAUUAAUCUCACCUGCCUGGCAAUGCAGUCGCCAGUGCCACCGUCGUUUAUCUACUGGUACAAGGGUAAGCGGGUCAUGAAUUAUUCCCAGCGCGGCGGCAUUAAUGUCAUCACAGAACGCUCAACGCGCACCAGCAAGCUGCUGAUAGCCAAGGCCACGCCAGCGGAUUCGGGCAACUACACGUGCUCGCCAAGCAGCUCAGACUCUGCCUCGGUGGUGGUGCAUGUCAUAAAUGGCGAGCAUCCGGCUGCCAUGCAACACGGCAACAGCAGCGCCAACUGCCUGCGCUGCAGCAGCCCAGUGCCUUUACUUGCCAUUACGACAACGCUGACAACGACAGCUGCGGUUGCUGUCACUUGGAACUGGAACUGGAGCAGCGGGUGGCUGUUGCCAGCGGCGUUUGCCAACUGCUUGAGCUGGAGUCGUCGCCUGGGCCGCAGCAUAAAAUGGCAUUCUAGUUGGAGCUGGAGCUGAUGAAGAUGCAGCAGUAGCAGCAGCAGCAGCAGCAGCAGCAACACUCGUGGCAGUCACAGCAAGCUGAAUGACAGGCGCCCCGGCCUAGUUGGGGUUGCACUUAACUUGUGUGUAGUAGUGUUAAUGAUGAUGCAUUUAAUGUUUGUCUGGUGUGGUCGUGUGCUGUGCGUGUUUUGAAUGUAGGCAAAAUGUAGACGGUUAAUCAACUGAGAACUGUAUGCAGUGUAAAUAGCAAGCAGAGUCCUUUAAACACACGAGUAUUAUCUAUAAGAAUUUGAAAAGAAAACGCAAAAAAUAUUACAGCCUUGCUGACUAAAAAAAGUAUUAAGAGAAAACUUUUUAACACACACAAAACCAAAACAAAAAAUACAUAAGCUAGGCUCUCUCUAUAACAUAAUCAAAUACAUAUAUGUAUGCUAGCAAGCAAGUCAAGUUACUUAUAGAGACACUAGCAUAAACUCUGAAACUUCAUUUGCCAAGCUACCAAGUCUUUAAUUUAUUUUCGUUUGUGUGCUGCGUUGCUUAAAAUUAAUAAAUGACAAUGUUGCGUUUGCAUGUCAAGUUUAUUUAUCAUAGAAAAUUCUCUUCAAUGCAGGCAAAGUUUAUCAAGCAUACGCUCCCAAAAAAGUAUGCAAUGAAAAAAGUUUUUGCGAAUUGAGUGGAAAAGCGCUUUGUGGCAUAAAAAGUAAAAGACACACUAAACGUUUGAGCGUAGAGUGGGAGCGGCCUGCGUCCUGCGUCCUUUGUCACGCUUUGUUGACAAACUCAUUUGUAAUUCUUUCCGCUUAAAAUUCAACAAGCAUACACAUGACUAUAGUAUAUACGAUUUUAAAUCUAUAAAGCGCCGCAGCAAGUCCAGCCAAACGUAUUGUUUGUUUCACUUGCUUUUUCAGUUCAUGUACGUACUUUUAGGCUAAUAAUUAAAUAAUAAAAUGUGCGGCCUGCCACUGUAAAAUAUACU